Hyaloperonospora brassicae is the source of this 1116-nucleotide messenger RNA. The record is from the annotation of a GenBank genome assembly. NCBI's taxonomy places the organism in Eukaryota, Oomycota, Peronosporomycetes, Peronosporales, Peronosporaceae.
AUGCGUUUCUUGUUGCUGCUGUUGCCCCCAUUGGCCACUCGUGCAAGUGCAGUACCUGCAGACUGUGACAUUGAAGGCGUCCAGCUCGACCAUGGCGGUCUCAAGUAUAUCUUCGGCCAGGCCCAUGAUCCCGGGAGCAUCUACGCUCGGUGCAACAAUGGACUAGCGACCUGCUUCGAAGACCGUGGACUAGUGGAUGCACCGCACUGGAUCAACAGUAACGAAGUCGACUGCGCGCACGUGCAUGAGCGCAGACGACUGGGAGUGGCCGUGAUGCUGAGAGAAGAUAUCUGGCCCGACCACAUUGUGUGGUACCGCAUAAACGGCUCGUUCUCUGACCACGAGCUCGAGGUCAUCAAUGCCGCUGUGGACCUCUACAGCAAAGCAGAAGUGAACGUGACGUUGCAAGAGUGUGAUCCAGUGUCCAAGUGCAACGGCAAAUACGUGAGCAUUGAGCAGAACGAGGACGCGUGUUAUGGCUUGGUGGGGUACGUGAACGACGGCAAGCCGCAGAUCAUGAACCUCGGUGAGAGCUGCUUUGCUGGCGGGAUCGGCAAUGUCGUGCACGAGAUUGGCCACGCGAUGGGCCUGUACCAUGAACACACGCACUGGAACCGCGAGGUGAUUGUGCUCACGGACCAGAACUUGCCUGUGUCAGCGGAAAACUACGCCAAGAAGACGAGUCGCGAAGCUAUCCUCAAGCCGUACGACCCAAAGUCCAUCAUGCACUAUGGUCGCAGCGCUGGUCUAUGCUUUCCGAAACCGCAAUACCCGCUUCAAUCGUUCUGUGACAUCGAGACGGUCAAGAACUGCGUGCAGCCGGUUGAGCAGCACUGUGAUUCCAGUCGAGAUUCCGAAAUCGGAACACGGGCGGUGCUUAGUGCUGGCGACAUCCUCACUCUUCGCGCCCUCUACGGCGCCAUCGACGAUACAAAGGUGCGGGACGUGCGGAUUCCAACCUUAGCAUCACUUGACGAUGACGGUGUUGGAGCUCCAGUUUCCAUCGCUGAUAUGGUCAAGCCCAAGCCGAAGUCGACUUCCAGCUCAACUGAAGCACGGUCUUUAGACGAUUAUAUUCCAGGAGCAGUGAUUGCCAACAAAAGCGGCACACGUUAA